Stegodyphus dumicola is the source of this 567-nucleotide messenger RNA. Its product is annotated as 8.6 kDa transglutaminase substrate-like. The record is from RefSeq and is a predicted model, not a curated record. Lineage: Eukaryota; Metazoa; Arthropoda; Arachnida; Araneae; Eresidae. Gene Ontology annotation, cellular component: extracellular region.
UGAUAAGGUUACGUGGCAAUAGAGCACAAAGAACGCCUACAAAAAGUGUUGACGUGAAGUUGUGCCAGUUGGAAUUUAGAAAAACGUUAUUGGUAUCGUUUCAGAAUUCCAGUGUCAUUUACUGAAAGUUCUAAAAUGAAAUUAGCAUUGUUUAACCUGUGUUUUGCUCUCUCUGUCCUUUGCUUGACAUUGAGCGUUGAAGGACGGUCCCCCAUGCAGUGUCCAGACAGUUGCGAUUUCAGUGCAUGUCCAAAGGUUUCUUGUAAUUGCGGAAGUUACAAAGAUGAGUGUCAUUGCUGUGAUAUUUGUUACAAGUGUGAAGGGGAGGUGUGUAGUAUCGUAGAAGCCGACGCUUGUGUCGAAGGUACCACUUGCACACAUCCACCGGGAUCUAGCGCUGCGGAUAUUUACAACAAUCCUGGAAUAUGUAAGAAAACUGAAAAGUGAUCUUCUGUUACUUGAUUAAAAACGCAUGAUUUAAAAUGCUUAAUUAUAAAGUGCGAGAUGUUAUGUAAUGGAAAUUCUGCAUACUUAUUACAAUGUAAAUAAAAACUGUGUGUGAGAGAA